GAUGAGAACAGAAACUAAAGGGUUGAAUGGUAAACAUUUAUUAAAAUACAAUUGUAAAGAUGAAUAUGAUGGAGUUUUUUUAAAUGGUUAAAAACAUGGUAAGGGUAAAUAUAAAUGGGCUAAUGGAGAUUAAUAUUAUGGAGAUUGGAAAAAUGAUUAUCGAGAAGGAAAGGGUCAUAUGAGAUGGGAUGAUGGAUGUGAAUAUUAUGGAGAUUGGCAAAAUGACACUAUAGAGGGAAAGGGCCAAAUGAAAUUUGAUGAUGGAGGAGAGUAUUAUGGAGAUUGGAAAAAUAAUAAUCGAGAAGGAAAGGGUCAUAUGAAAUGGGAUGAUGGAAGUGAAUAUUAUGGAGAUUGGAAGAAUGACAUUAGAGAGGGAAAGGGUCAAAUGAAAUGGAAUAAUGGAUGUGAAUAUUAAGGAGAUUGGAGACAGAAUAAUCAAACUGGAAAAGGUCAAAUGAAAGUGGCGGAUGGAUCUUCAUAUGAUGGAGAUUGGAUAAAUGGUUAAAAACAUGGAUUUGGAGUAUAUCAAGCAGCUAAUGGUGAAAAAUAUUAUGGUUAAUGGGUAUUUGACAAAAAAAUUUGAA
Paramecium pentaurelia is the source of this 584-nucleotide messenger RNA. NCBI's taxonomy places the organism in Eukaryota, Ciliophora, Oligohymenophorea, Peniculida, Parameciidae. The record is from the annotation of a GenBank genome assembly.